Fraxinus pennsylvanica is the source of this 459-nucleotide messenger RNA. Lineage: Eukaryota; Viridiplantae; Streptophyta; Magnoliopsida; Lamiales; Oleaceae. The record is from the annotation of a GenBank genome assembly.
AUGGCCAACAACCCAGGGGCGGACCCUUUCGACGAUUUUCUCGAGCAAAUCCUAGUGCUUUCGAUGUACGAAGUAGCCGAUAAUAACUUGGUGGGAAAUGAUGCGGCUAGCUUAGCAGGAGCUCCGGCUUCGAUGAUGCUCCAGCUCGGCUUGGGUGACGGUUCGAAAUCAGGCACGGAGAACACCGUCGCCGCCGAUCUGUACAGUGUCGCACCCAGCCAUCGUCCAUGGAGUUACGACUCUCUCAAGAAUUUUCGUCAGAUUUCUCCUACUGUUCAGACCCAUCUCAGCAGGGGAUCAACAAGGGAAAGAACACUGUCUUUGAUAACUAAGGACUUUACAAGGAAGGAGGAGAUGAGGAUUGACAAGGAGUAUGAUGUAGUGUUCGUGCCAUCAGAUGGGGUUUGUUUGUCCGGUUCCGAAUCGGACUGGUCAGUUGGCUGCCAUUAUUCCCAUUAG